AUGUCAUCGGCGGAGCCGGAGCUUGGCUCAGCUCGUGUCGUUUUCCAGACGGAUUAUGGAGAUAUUGAGUUUGGAUUCUAUCCAUCUGUGGCGCCACGAACCGUUGACCACAUUUUCAAGCUUGUUCGGCUUGGAGGCUAUAACACUAAUCACUUCUUCAGGGUGGACAAGGGUUUUGUGGCCCAAGUGGCGGAUGUGGCUGGUGGACGAUCGGCUCCGAUGAAUGAAGAGCAAAGAGCGGAAGCGGAGAAGACUGUAAUUGGGGAAUUUAGUAAUGUGAAACAUGUGAGGGGUAUUCUGUCCAUGGGCAGGUAUUCUGAUCCAAACAGCGCAUCUUCCUCGUUUUCAAUCCUUCUUGGAGAUGCGCCACAUCUUGAUGGCCAAUAUGCAGUAUUUGGUAAAGUUACCAAAGGAGAUGACACAUUGAAGAAGUUGGAGCAAGUUCCUACAAGGACCGAGGGAAUCUUUGUCAUGGUAUGUGUAUACUUGGCUGGAGGCUGUGCCUUGACAUGCAAACUAAUGAAAAUGAAUGAUUUCCAUGCUUGUAUUCCUGGAUCUCUCUAUUGGACACAGUGCACCCAUACUACCAAUUGGUUCAUCAUUGUAUGGGAUCUGAACUUUUUUUAA
This is a messenger RNA of Linum tenue, 627 nucleotides long. The record is from the annotation of a GenBank genome assembly. Lineage: Eukaryota; Viridiplantae; Streptophyta; Magnoliopsida; Malpighiales; Linaceae.